Armigeres subalbatus is the source of this 1256-nucleotide messenger RNA. RefSeq names its product serine/threonine-protein kinase Nek5-like. The record is from RefSeq and is a predicted model, not a curated record. Bases 262 to 1110 code for a protein of 282 amino acids. Gene Ontology annotation, biological process: protein phosphorylation. The transcript has 2 exons. Gene Ontology annotation, molecular function: protein kinase activity; ATP binding. Lineage: Eukaryota; Metazoa; Arthropoda; Insecta; Diptera; Culicidae.
AAAUAGAAUGAACCCUGGAAAGUUUUGUAAUGAAAGUACCGCCGAGUGAAGGAGCGUGAGAAACAAUAGAAAUUCUGAUAAUGUUUGUAUUCUUCACCAGCAACGCACAUAAGAAUAUUCAACAAUCUAAUAAUUUUUAUUUAUUCAUGUUGUCUUACAUUUCGACUGUUUUUUUGUGUUUAUUAAAGACUCUUUAAAUCUUUUUCGACUGUUUUGCAAAUGUGUAAAGAAUUUGUAUUUGUUUAGUAAAAGCUUGCGAAUAUGUUGCAGAAUAUUGAUGUAGUGAAUCUGGAGUUUGAAGCUCAUCUGGGAUCUGGUUGUUAUGGAGGCCACGUGUGUUUGUUUCGCAAUAAGAAAGACAAAAGAAGCCGCCGUACCGUGGUAAAAUCUAUUCCAUACAGCAGCCCAGACUAUGCCUACCAGGCGGUACUCAAAGAGCACACCAUUCUGUCGCAGGUGAACCAUCCACGCAUUCUUCGUUACUUCGGUUUCUUUCAAACCGAAGACUCGUGGAACAUGGUAACGGAAUUUGCUGAACGUGGAAAUCUGGCAAAGUUUCUGGAGCGGCGUUCAAAGCACAAUGAGUACCUAUGUCAACGUUCUGUAAUGGCAAAGUUCGGAGACAUUGCAGAGGCCCUUCAGUAUCUACACCAACGUAAAGUAAUCCACCGUGACCUAAAGCCGGAAAAUGUUCUGAUCGAUGCCGACAACCGGUUGAAGUUGGCCGAUUUUGGCAUAGCAAAAAUUUUCACAAAUACGAUCCCGGGCGAGGAACUCAAUAUGACGAUAGUUGGAACACCGCUGUACAUGGCCCCGGAAGUGGCCAGUGGAAAAGCGUACGAUUACAAAAGCGACAUAUGGCCAUUGGGGAUUAUCUUCUACGAGCUGUGCAUGCUGGAGCAUCCAUUUAUGGAGAAAUGUGUGGUGAUAGGAGAUGACGGUAAGGAACGAUUUGUGACGCCACGGGUUGAUUGCGUCCGAAGGGGAUAUCAGGACGAGAUUCAGACACUGUGUGAGAUGAUGUUUCAGGUAAAUCCGAAAAAACGCUGGACGUUGGAGAAAAUUUUGAAAAAUGAUCGCAUUAUUCGACUGAUGAAGCGGGAGAUGUGAUAUGGAAGAGAAACUGACUGUGUCGUCUGAUUUUAUAAUUUAUUUGAAGAAUGUAUCACAUAUCUUAGCGUUUAUUCUAAGGAAUGUAGAAAAGUGUCUGAUUUUAUAAAGUAGAUCGCAAAUAAAUUUUGUUAUGCAUAAUCAAA